AUGCCACCAGCCCAAGACGUAUCCAACGCCCUGAGCCGGAUCCGGGGGGUGCUGAACCCGAAGAAGGAGGCCGAGAGGGCAACGCGCGACAUCCGGCUGGGGCUAGAGCGCAUAGUGCGUGUUCUGCCGCACAUGCAGGAGUGGAAGGGGGUGCACGUCGGGGGCACAAACGGCAAGGGCUCCAUCUGCGCCUUUCUAUCGGGCCUGUUCACGCUGGCAGGCGUCGGGUACGGGCGGUACGUGUCGCCCGCCUUCCCGGACCGUCACAACGCCGUCACUAUCAACGGACGGUACAUAGACGCGCGGGUGUACGAGACGGAGGCGAGGCAGGUAGAGACUGCGUACCAGAAGGCCAUGAGAGGGUGGAGGCUGGUGGCCAGCGAGACGCCCGGCUCGCUGUCUCCCUUUGAGCUGGAGACGGCCACAGCAUUCCACCUGUUCAACAAGAUGCGGGUGCCCUACGGAAUCGUCGAGGUGGGCAUGGGCGGUGCGACGGACGCGACCAACGCUAUGCGCCGCAAGGCCGUCACCGUCAUCUCCAAGAUUGACCUGGAGCACCAGGAGUACCUAGGCCGGACGAUUGAGGAGAUUGCCAAGGUGAAGGCGGGAAUCAUGCGCCCCGGAGUGCCGUGCAUUGUCGACCAUACCAACAGCAACGCCGUCAUCAAGGUGCUGCGACGCCACGCCGCCGACAUCGGCACCACGAUCCAGCUCAGCUGGAAGGCCGAGCCGUUCCUCAAGACCCUGACCCAGGAGCGGUGGAACCUAGAGGACUACCAGAAGCAGAACCUGCUCUGCGCCGCCCUCGCCUUCCGCAACCUGUUCCCCUACAAGGAGAUCAACCUCGACAAGCUGCUGGAGAUGGAGCCCCAGCUGCCCGGCCGCAUGGAGUGGGUGGGCGUGUCCGACCUGACCGACGGCGCCUACAGGAGCCCCGUGCUCGUUGACGCGGCCCACAAUCUCUCUGGUGUCCAGGCUCUGUCGCGGUAUGCCGACGUCAACCUCCGGUCUUCCUCCGACUCCGACCAAUCCAUCACGUGGGUCAUGGGCCUGUCAUCAAGCAAGACCAAACCCUUUGCUGAGAUGCUCGAGACGCUAGUCCGACCGCAGGACAACGUCGCCUUUGUCGAGUACGAGCAGCACCCCAACGAGCCCCCCCCUACACCCGCCCACAUCGGCCGCGACCUGAUCCAGGGCAUCCUCACCAACCCAGAGCAGCAGCUGUACACGGGUGAGCCAACCGUCGCCGACGCCGUCCGCUGGGCUGGCACCAAGGCCAACGCCGCGCCGGGUACCAUGGUCAUCACGGGCAGCCUGUAUCUCAUCCGCGACCUGUACAAGCUGGACGGCAUCUACCGGUCUCGCGAGAUCGAGGACCGUGGGCCGGGCGCGUCGCAGCUGUGGCGGCUGAGCAAGCUGUGGAGGCGGCGUCCGCUGUCAAAGAACGAGUACAAGGACUUCCAGCUGGCCAAGUCUGAGUGGCAUCGGACCGACAUGGGCCGCUCCAUGAAGAAGAUACAGGAUGCUGCAGCGGAGCCGUCGACUACCGCAACUGCCGCCGAGACAAACGCCGACCUUGUCGUCGACAUGGCCGUCAAGACGGACCAGCAGCCUCCCAGACCGACUUUUGAAGCCGUCAAGUCGCUCGCCCGCAAGGCUAAAUACCACGAGCGCCAGCUGCGCGGGUACAAGGCGGCUCUGCGCAGCAUCUCCAACGACGUCGAGCAACAGGGUGGCACCGACAGCGAGGCACUGGUCAAGCUACGGCAAAACGUCGAUCUUCUCCGCCAGCAGGCAGACAUGCACCAUGCCGCCCUCGACCGGGUGACGGAGCAGCUGUGCAACCACCCGGACGCCCCGCUGCAGUACGCCCUCACGCAUAGCGAGAUCUACGGACAGCCAUCCGGCCGGAGGGACUCGCCCUUCUUGGAGCCCACUGAGCUGGAUGAGCUGAUGGAGGACUCCCCUGCCGAGGAGGGGGAGGAGAAGCACGAUGCGGGCCGGCUGUCUGAGGAGCAGCCGGAGGAAGAUGUAUCCGAUGUGAAGAAGGACUUUUGGGGUCGACCGGAGGGUAUCGACCAGGUUCCUGAGCCGCAGACCAACACGAAGCGAUGA
Molecule: messenger RNA, 2115 nt
Organism: Geosmithia morbida
Lineage: Eukaryota; Fungi; Ascomycota; Sordariomycetes; Hypocreales; Bionectriaceae
Product: dihydrofolate synthase
Exons: 1
Coding region: 1-2115 (704 amino acids)
Biological process (GO): folic acid-containing compound biosynthetic process
Cellular component (GO): cytosol; mitochondrion; cytoplasm
Molecular function (GO): ATP binding; tetrahydrofolylpolyglutamate synthase activity; dihydrofolate synthase activity
Source: RefSeq, a predicted model, not a curated record